CGCUCUUCGGAGCGCAUACUCUGGGUCGACGCCAUUUGUAUCAACCAGUCCGAUAGGGAAGAAUGUUUUUCGCAAGUGAAACACAUGGGCAGGGUGUAUAAAAAGGCCAAGGAGGUACGCAUCUGGCUAGGCUCUUUCACUGAUGUACGUGAGUCAAUGCCAAAUAUACAAGAGGAACUUGAGAAUUAUCAAUCAAGACGAGUUCCGACACUUAGAGAACCCUGCUCUCUCUUAUCCCCAGAAGAAGAUACAGAAGCAGUCUUGAGUAUUAAAGAAGGGAUUAUUGAGAUGGCACUGCUUGAAGCCAUGAAAUAUGUCAUGAAUAACGACCGCCUGCUUGGUCAGGAAAUACACAACGAUUGUUCUCCAGAUGAACUACAAGCUCUCGGAAUGCGAAUCAUAGCUAUGCGACCCUGGUGGCGACGCGUCUGGGUCAUCCAGGAAGCCUCGCUUCCAGAACAGGAUCCAGUCAUGCAAUGCGACUAUAUUGAAAUCGGAUAUCCUAGGUUCCUCGAACUGGCGAGCCAUUGGAUUUUUCCAGGUGCACCAUUAAUACCUUCUCGAACCCACAUACCCCUAAUUGUUCACGGCAUGUUUCAUGAAGGAUAUGAACCAUCCGAAACAUCUCUUGCGAGCCGUCUCCUUACGUACCUGAGCUGUAUGAGUGGAAACUUUGAAGUGACCAAACCUAAAGAUAGGGUAAAUGGACUCGGACCUAGUAGCAUCGAAGAGGUACCUUCAUGGGUUCCGUUAUGGAAAUCAAAAAAAUGGAUUGGAGAGGAUAAAAAUCGUGGAGCUCCAAAAAGU
Messenger RNA from Bipolaris sorokiniana ND90Pr, 807 nucleotides. RefSeq lists its product as uncharacterized. The record is from RefSeq and is a predicted model, not a curated record. NCBI's taxonomy places the organism in Eukaryota, Fungi, Ascomycota, Dothideomycetes, Pleosporales, Pleosporaceae. The annotation marks the transcript as partial. The transcript is spliced from 2 exons.